AUGGAUAGGUCACACCACAGAAAAAGGAGCUCGAUGGGAAACAUCAGUGCUACAGACACGGCAAUGAGCGGAGCCUCCAGCAAUGGUCGCAACUCACCAUCCGUACCGCCGCCCACUUCUUCUUAUCUUCCCAAUGCACCUGCUAACAGGUCAAUUGCGUCGUCAUCAUCUUCAUCAUCUGUGCUCAAUGCUGGUAUGUCCAACAUGACUGCAUUUGCCCCACCACCCCUACCACAACUGUCAAGUAUCUCAACAGCAACAGGAACAUCGCGGCUACCUCCUCAACAGCAGCAGCAGCAGCAAGCACCACCACCACCACAACAACAACAACAACAACAACAACAACAACAGCAAGCACAGCAAGCACAACAACAAGCCCUACAGAGACUGCCCUAUUUGCAACACCGUUCAACAUUUCAACCAUUCGAUCCAGGUCUUCAAUUGACACCAACCGGAAGGAGUCCUCUCCAAGGACCGAUGUCGCCUUCAACCACCUCUAUUCCAUUCAAUCCUUCUUCUUCUUCUUCUUCAUCGGCAUUGCCAGCACCAUUUGUCCCAGGAAGUACAGUUUCCGGCGCACUUCCAAACUCAAAAGCAGCAUACACUACAAGAAACUUUGCGUCAACCACGCCAGGCGUUGGAGUCUCCCCCAUUGAACGGAGCUCAUACUACUUUAGCGAGUCUCCCCUUUUUGCAUGUGACUGGACAACAAUAAACAACAAAUCCAUGGAUUGUAUCGCAUUGGGGUCUUAUAAGGAAGGCUUUGUCAAUAAAUUGGAGAUUGUUUUCGGAAGAGGAUUUGAAUAUGACUAUGCCCCACCACCUCCGCCAGUAGUUGAUGUGUAUGGCAAUCAAUUGCCAGGAUACCGCGAAGAUUUUGAUGCUGGUAUUGAAGGUGGAUUUGUUUUUGAAAAAGUGGCUGACACAAGUUUGAACUACCCCGUGACCCAUGUGAAGUGGGAUCCUUCCUUGUUGCAAGGUGGAGGAGGGGGAGGUAUACAUCCUUUCCAGCGACUUGCCGCUUCAAGUGAUGUGUUGAGGUUGUAUAAAGUAACUGACGACGGUGAUGGCGGGUACAAUUUAGUGCAGACGCACGUGUUGGCAAACAAUGCAUCUAGUACUGGCAGUAGCGCCGUUGCUGCUGAUGGGAAAGACAAGAUCAAUACGUCACCUCCAGUCACGUCGUUUGAUUGGAACUCUACUGACACUAACAUAUUAAUCACAUCCAGUGUUGACACAACAUGCACAGUGUGGGACUUGAACCGAUCCCAUCCUCAUGACGAUUUUAACGAGUCUGCCACUAUCAAGACCCAAUUGAUCGCGCAUGAUUCAGAGGUUUUCGAUGUCAAGUUUAUUCACAAUUCGACAAAUGUGUUUGCAUCUGUUGGCAAUGAUGGAUCAAUGCGAGUGUUUGAUCUACGAUCUUUGGAACAUUCAACCAUCAUUUACGAACCACCCCCAUCGCCAACUCCUCCAGUGAGGAGACAUGCAUCAGUAGGGUCAGCUUCAACACCAUCCUCGGCACAACUCCCCACGCCUGCCCAUUCAGCAAACUACAACUCCAAAGCACUACUUCGCCUCUCUACGUCAAACAUUGAUCAGCAUCAUCUAGCAACAUUUGGAGUCAACUCCAGUCAAAUCAUCAUCAUUGAUAUGCGCAUGCCGGGACUUCCCAUUGCGACAAUUGACGCAUCUCCAGCAUCGCCCAUUGCCUCAUCGAUAAAUCUGAUUCAAUGGCAUCCUACAUCCAACUACUUGCUCAGCGGUGGUGACGAUUGUCAGGCAUUGGUGUGGGACUUGAACAAUUUAGGUGCAACUGGGUCGAAUUACAGUUCAAGCACGAGCUUAUCCAAUGGAGCAGCAGGUAAUGGCACCAAUGGGCAUGCAAAUGACUCAGUAAGCUCAACCGGCAAGAAUAGCGGCAGUGGAAGUCUGGAUAUACCAAUAUUGGCCUAUGACGAAGACUUGGAAGUCAAUGGUGUUUGCUGGAGACAAAACUCUGGCGAUUACAUGGGUGUCGUCAGUGGGAAAGGGUUCCAGGCAGUACUGAUUUAG
Molecule: messenger RNA, 2055 nt
Organism: Lodderomyces theae
Lineage: Eukaryota; Fungi; Ascomycota; Pichiomycetes; Serinales; Debaryomycetaceae
Exons: 1
Coding region: 1-2055 (684 amino acids)
Cellular component (GO): nucleus
Molecular function (GO): protein binding
Source: RefSeq, a predicted model, not a curated record